Messenger RNA from Prorocentrum cordatum, 1672 nucleotides. The record is from the annotation of a GenBank genome assembly. NCBI's taxonomy places the organism in Eukaryota, Dinophyceae, Prorocentrales, Prorocentraceae.
AGCCAUUUUGGCUCAAGCUGUCUUCGCUCUCGCCGCCCCACAGCGACAGAGGCGGUGGUCCAGCUCGUUCCAAUGGCCGUGAGCUUGGCCAGCAGGACGCAGCGCAUCAGGGACUGGGCCAGCAGCAUGUCCAGCAGCACGGAAUUCACUCUUGCCAUCCGUGGUCUGCCGUUGGAUCUCACCAUGCUGGGCUUGAGGCACUUCAUCAGCGAGAUGGGAUUUGGCGAGGCCUACGACUACCUGUACCUGCCUCGCUGUCUGAGGACGCACCAGAGCAAAGGGUAUGCGUUUAUCAACCUUUUCAGCCGAGAGGUCGCCCAGAGGUUCAUCGCGACGAUGCUCACAGGGCGGAAGGAAGCCUGGGGUACGCUGAGGUUUUCACCCGCCGCGACGCAAGGGCUGGCGAACAACGUCGUCAUGUGGCACCGAGGGCACUCGCGCCACGUGCGGGAUCCUGAAGUGCUGCCCUUCGUCCGGCCGCUGCACCGCCUGGGCCUGACCGUCAGGCCGCUGCACGACCUGGGCCUGACCGGCUUCGACCAGCUGCUGCAGCUGAACGUGCCCGCACAUGACGAGACGCGCUCGACGUCCAUCGUGGGCGCUGAGGCGGCCCACAGAUACGUCAGGCCGCAGCAUGCUCCGCACGCCCGCAGCGCCGAGGAGGAACCCCCCGCUGAGGCGGACGACUGGCGUGCCGGCGUGCUGGCCGCUGCAGCCGGCCACUGCGGCCAGGGCCAGGGCCUCGCAUUGGCGGAAGGGCUGGCUGGUUCCCUUCGUUCAUCAGGGCAGCCAGAGGCCGCAGCCGCUGAUCACGGCCGCGGUCGCCAGCUGCAACCGCUGGCCGCGCCCGCCGCCCACGCCAAGGGUCUCCAGUCACAGCAGCCAGCCACCGUGGCCCCCUCCUGGGCUCGCACGGUCGGUCACAGCAACAGCGGCGGGUCCCAGCCCGCGCCGGGCAAUCGGGGCGGCGCCUCUGGGCCGGCGUCGGCCCCGGACAGCUCCGUCUCGCGCAGUGGCGAUCCCAGCGGGCAGUGGUCCUACCAGUGUCGACCGCCCGUUCGACGCCAUCUCGACGGGCAUGAGCAUCUCCAUAGGCCCCAGCUUGGCCGGUGCACCCCGCAAGCGCUCAUGAGGACGCCAGUAUCCAUGACCUCACUCAACUAUCCGUCUUUCGUAGCUGCUGGCGGUGGUCCGCCGUGUGCCACUUUGCAGGUCAUCUCGUUGUGACCAUCGUCGAAGGUCAAGCUGCUAUGAUUCACAGCGUGCUUCCAGCAAGCUAGUUCAAUAUCUUUUUCAAGGUGACCAAGUGGCAACCUCUCUCUGGCCUGGAAGCUCAACUCCGCCUUCCUCGCUCGAGGACUGCAAGGCGCAGCGAGUCGUCGCCUCUUUUGUAUCCGACGCUCUCAUCCCGCGCACAGCGCCCGCUUCCUCUGCCCCUCUGCUUCUCCCUCCGGUCUCACACUUCCUUGGCGGCGCGCUCCGUGAGUUAACCGCGGGAAAAUCAGGCUACAAGGGCUCCCUCGAGGGCGCGAAGUUAUUCGCGCUUCGCGGUCCUCGUUCCUUCUCCCCCUCCUCCUCGUCCUCCUAUUCUCCCUUUGGGGGGGCGGCGCGAGAGCGCGAAGUUAUUCGCGCUUCGCGCUUCGCGCAGCGCGAAGCGCGAAGUUGGGAGCCC